Adineta ricciae is the source of this 2766-nucleotide messenger RNA. NCBI's taxonomy places the organism in Eukaryota, Metazoa, Rotifera, Eurotatoria, Adinetida, Adinetidae. The record is from the annotation of a GenBank genome assembly.
AUGUCGACGAUCAAAAAACGAAAAGCCGACGAAGAUAACCAGCAAUUAUCUUCGAAAUCACCAAAUAAAAAGAACCGAUCUUUGACCAGUAAUGAUUCUAAUGCAUCGGACAAGUCGAAUUCUACGAUGUUUCCACCGUUAUGUGCACCAACGUCACAUUCAAAUCAAUCAUCUUCAUCCGCUUCUUCACGCAUAUGGAAUCCAGUUGAUGGCUUAGAUUCUACGACGUCUUUCAGUACUAAUGGUCAGUUUGCAAUGGCAACAGUAGAUCAUUCAUCGAUGAUGUACAAUCCUAAUCAUCAAAACGCAAAAGACGUUGAUAUCGGAUGUAAGCGAGGAGUGUCCACACCAACAAAUUUCAUGCAAACACCUGAGAAGAAACCGAAAAAUAACCUAUCACCUGCUUUGCCAACACCCCCGCCAUCGACGGACAAUCAAUCUAAAGCUUUGAAAAUGAUGGCAAAAAUGGGUUUUGACAAAACACGUGGUCUUGGUCGUAAUGCUCAAGGCCCAACACAAAUCGUUGAAGAGAGUAAACAAAAAGGUCAUCGUGGUCUCGGUUAUACUGUCGAAGGGUUCAACGAUGAAGCCGCUGAGUGGGAUUUCGAUACAGAUCCCGCUCCCGUUGAGGAAGAAGUUCAUUGGUGUCCUCCUAGUGAACAUACAGAAGAUCCUCUCAAUCUUGAGGAAAUACGUCAAUGGGUUGAAAUCGGACCGAAAAAGAAAGUCAUUGACGAUGAAGUGGAAUUUUGCGAUGGAGAAAUUCUUGAAGAUAUGCUCUCUGCAAAGACUGUUUUUGACAAUUUAGCACAAAAAGAAAUGGAAGAUGCGCGCGCACGUAGUAAUGUCUAUGAAACGAUCGGAGGUUCAAUUUUCCAGAAUCGAGCGGCUGUUAAGAUGGCCAAUAUCGAUCAUGUAUUUCAUCGAAUGUUCACAGAUCCUCGAACACCAGAUAAUCAACGAUCGUUGAUCAAUUCUGACGAGCCUUUAUAUUUUGCGGAUGUCUGUGCUGGCCCCGGUGGUUUUAGUGAAUACGUUUUAUGGCGAAAACAAUGGUAUUCACGAGGCUUCGGUUUCACUUUGAAAGGCAAGGACGAUUUCAAACUGCGAAAGUUUAUUGCUGGUACACCUGAAACCUUCGAUACAUACUACGGUGUCAAUGGUCUCAGUGGUGAUGGAAAUAUAUACACACCGGAAAACAUUGAUGCUCUACAAAGUUAUGUAAAUAAAUGUACAAUGAAUCGCGGUGUACAUAUUAUGAUGGCUGAUGGUGGAUUUUCCGUUGAAGGACAAGAAAAUAUUCAGGAAAUUUUGAGCAAACAAUUAUAUCUAUGUCAAUUUCUAACGGCUUUGACAAUUCUGCGGCCAGGUGGUCAUUUCGUCUGUAAAUUAUUCGAUAUAUUUACUCCAUUCAGUGUUGGACUUAUCUACUUAAUGUACCGAACAUUUCAUCAUGUAUCUUUACAUAAACCAGUGACUAGUCGACCUGCAAAUUCAGAACGAUAUAUCAUUUGCAAAAGUCUUCGUGGUAGUGUUCGGGAUAUUGUUCGUCCAUAUUUGUAUGAGAUUAACCUGCUACAGAAUAAAUAUUCAAAUGAAUCGGAGCCGAAUGAUGUUCAAUCGAUUGUUCCAAUGAACAUCUUGAAAGAAAACGAAAGAUUUUGUGAAUACAUUCGAAAUUCCAAUGAUCAAAUGGGUUUGAAUCAAAUACGAAAUUUGAAGAAAAUUCGUGCUUUUGCAAGUAAUGCAGCAUUGCAAGACAUGCGUCAGCACGAAAUCCGUUCACAAUGUCUUCAAUACUGGCAGCUACCCGAUGAACCGCGACAAAGACCAAGAGAUCUCCAGCUGGUUGACGUAAAAAAUAAUCUUUUCUACCAACUUGAUAGUGGUAUGGAAAGUAUCAUUGUAAAUCUGCCGAAUCCUCUGAAAAGCUCCGUACUUGAAGCACAACGAAUCCAAUCCUUAUUUGAUUACCGAUGUGUACUUUCAUUAGGUGAUCCGGUCUUACUCUUGUCCUGUGGUCGAGACUUAGUUUUUGUUAUGGACUUGAGGUCACCGAACAAAUCGUGGGAACGACUAGGACCUAAAUUCAAAAUUGAACUACCAGCGCAUACGUUGUUACUUGCUGAGCGCGUCGAAGAGCACGCGAAUGAUACUAGAAGUAAUCGUCCGAAAGCAACGAUCUACGUUAUCGACGCGUAUUUUAUCGGAGACCAAAAUAUGCUCAUUCAAAACGGCAGACCAGUGAUACUCAUGGAUCGUUAUCGCACGCUGAAAAUCUUCGAAAAAGCAAUUAACAAACCAGUUCGCAACGAUCUUGCACCUAUUCGGAUCAGCGAACAAUUUCGUUUGGAACAAAUGGAUAAUCAACUUCAAAAAUUAUGCCUAUCUGGUACAUUGGACCACAUCGACUCUGAAAGAUUAUAUUUUACCAAUACAGAAGUGGAAAAUCGACCACAUGUACCGGUGCGUGGUUUGUGGAUCUUCAAAUUCGUUCAACAUCCGUGGACAAUUUUACUGAGUAAAUCAACACAACAGAAAUAUUUCCAUGAUCAUACCAAACGAACGUCUGUCUUUGAACAUCCGCAUGAUUCUUCUCAUGUCGCGUCCUUAAGAUCAACUCUGGAAAAUAGUUUCUAUUGGGAUUUCAAUGGUCGUAGUGACACGUUGACAAAAUCAGCCUUCAUCGCAUUUAUUCGGGAGAAAAAUCACGAAACACAAGUUCAACAACGUCCUAACCAUCACUCUGCUCCUCAUUCCCAAUAA